AUGGCUAAAAGUUUUAACCCUCUCCUGUUUGACACGUUGAAUGUUGGGAAACACAUCAAAAGCUCCAAAAAAAGGUUCAUGUGGAAAUUCGAGCUUGAUGGGAAAGAACAAGUGAUUGACCUAUUUGUAAGCAAAAUGUCAGGGAAAAGAAAAAUUCUCUUGAAUGGUGACAUAAAAAUUGAAGCGAAAAGAUCUUCAUCUUCAUAUGGCAGCUAUCCUCUCCGAAUUGGGAGCCAUAGCCUUUUGCUAUAUGAAAUCGAAGAUAAUGUAUUUGAUCUUCGAUGUGACAAUAUUUCAUUUGAAGCCGCACUCAUGAGAAAUCGAUCAAAAUCAGACUUCUCAGGAGGAUAUGUUGACAGAGCACCUAGAGAGGAGCCUUUUUCACGCGGAACUUAUGAUGAGCCAUAUAAGUCUAGAAUUGAAUUAAAUGGACCAUCAUACGGGGCUCCUAGGAAUGAAUACAGUGAAGAUCCAUUUAAAGCUUCUUCGAAAUGGGGAAGAGCUGGCGAGCAAGAUGAAUACAGACCUUCACGAGUUGACCAGUUUAAAACUGAAUGGGAAGAAAAUCAAAGAUUAGAAAGAAGGGACGAGUACCGUGAUUAUCCUAAAUUCCCUUCACAAAGAAGGCAAUCACCAGAUCCACAGCCAAGAUCUACGAAGUCUCCUCCAAAGCCUGCUGCAUCCCCACCAAAGCAGCCAGAACCUAAGCCAGAGCCAAAAGUGGAGCCUCCUACUAAGCCUCUUGACCUUUUUGACACUCCUUCAGUCCCCAGUUCACUUCCUGACGACUUGUUUGCGAAGCCUUUACAAUCUUCAUCAGGGCAAAACCCAUUAGGAAACCCUUAUUCAAUGUCCAGCAACCCAUUUGAAUCAGACCAGCCUGAAGGCGACCCAUUUGGCUUUAGCCAACCAAAGCCAGAGCAGUCUCAGCCAGUUCCUCAAACAGCUCCUCAGCAGAAGCCUGAUUUUGAGACCUUUAUUGACCUCGACAACUUGCAUUUAGGAGACGGAUAUUCGCCUGCUGUCGCUAGAAAAAUACAAGAAGCUAAUAAGCCUAUUACAAUUAACAACCCAAAUAUACCUAAUGUGCCACUGAAUCAAUUAGUUACAAACAGACCUUCUGUGCCGAACACAGGAAUGAACCCUAUGGCAGGCAUGAAUACAAUGAACCCAAUGAAUCCAAUGAAUAACCCUAUGGCUGCGAUGAUGGCUUAUAACCAAUUCAUGACUGGCAUGAUGAUGAAUCCCUACAUGAAUCCUCAGCAGCCAUUUCCCAAAUAA
Molecule: messenger RNA, 1281 nt
Organism: Blepharisma stoltei
Lineage: Eukaryota; Ciliophora; Heterotrichea; Heterotrichida; Blepharismidae
Source: the annotation of a GenBank genome assembly